AUGAAACGGUGGAUCAUUUUUGCAGCUUUCUUGUUUUGCAUCGUUCGGGCGGUUAUUAUAGAUGACAAUGAAUCCUGUGAAUCCGAAGAGCACGAAGAGAAGCAAAAGAUGAAGUGUCCGAAACACUACAAAGGCUACUACCGUGUUCCAAGCGCUGCCAACAAUCAAACCAAGAUGUGGUGUAUUCGAGUGGUGAUGGUUAAUGUGUCGGUCUCGGAGCCCGCUGCUCAGCAAGCGUGUAAUGGAGAGGGAGCUGUGCUUACGACGUUUUCAAGUUAUGAUGAGCAGAAGCAUAUCGUUAGACACGCUUCCAAAUUCUUCCGUCGCAACAACAUCACCCAAGGAUCCAUCUGGCUUGAUGGUGUCCGAAUCGAGGAGUGUCGUACCCUGAAUGUCUCUAAGCAGAUAUCUGCUCCAUGUAACGAUAAAACAAGAGUAUUCGAUAUCACUGAUCCGAGGACCGAUCCAAAGUACGCAUGGACUCAAUGGUAUCGGACUGCACCGUCCUGGGCGUAUUGGCCAAUGAGGACCGAGGAGUAUAGUAAUUACCCUACCCCAGACUCCAUCACCGCUGACUGCAUAAAUAUGUGGAUCUACCCUGGAAACGAUGACCGUAACGGACAGCUUCAUGCUAUGCACUGCGACAUGGCCGUUCCACCGUAUGACUUUGAGAAGGCGCUCAACACAAACUAUGGAUAUGUAUGCGGACGUCCGCCGGUUUUGAGCUUUUAUUAA
Caenorhabditis remanei is the source of this 735-nucleotide messenger RNA. RefSeq lists its product as uncharacterized. The record is from RefSeq and is a predicted model, not a curated record. Lineage: Eukaryota; Metazoa; Nematoda; Chromadorea; Rhabditida; Rhabditidae. The transcript has 5 exons. Bases 1 to 735 code for a protein of 244 amino acids.